ACACUUGAAAAACAGUCUAAGCAUGGUAGAAAACUCGCUACAACUCCACCGCUACUGUCUUCUCCGUACGUAACACAACCGGUCAUCGGCCGGUACCAAGUUCACAUUACAAACCAAAAGAGAGGCAAAAGUAAAGCUGCAGCAACCACAACAGUUUUCACUCAUAAUAAUCAACACUUUACUACUAUUUUCAUUCCCUUCUCAUUAUAGCCAAUUACUAUCACUCACAAAUUCAACUUCAAUUUCAUCCCUCACUGAAAAAAACUUCAGUUUUUACCUCCCCACCAUUUUUUCCGAUGAGCCGGUUCUCAGAAGAUCGCGUUAUUUGAAAACGGUGAAGCAGAUAUGGACACGAGGCGUUAAUAUAUCUCGAGUUUCGCGCGUAUUUGCUCACUGUUACUGACACUGACGAAGAAUCCAAUUCUAUACUCAGUUUUUCACUCCUCGUCUUCUUUCUGUCCAAGUGAUGCUGACGUGUAUAGCUCGAUCAAAACAACCCGGUGAUGACUCACCGGGUCAACCUGCUAACUCCGCCACCGCUACUAAUCCCACCACUAAACAAGAGCACCAAGCCAUUAAAUCUCUUACUUCUCAGCUCAAGGACAUGGCAUUGAAAGCCUCCGGAGCAUAUCGGCACUGCAAUCCAUGCACAGGACCGACGAGUCAAAACAGAGUCAGAGUCAACUCAAACGAGUCAGACGCCGAGUCGGAAAAAUUCCGCUGGUCACUGCGGCGGACGGGAAGCUCCAGCUCCACGACGCCGAGAGCGUGGGGAAAGGAGAUGGAAGCUAGGUUGAAAGGAAUAUCGAGUUCUAGCGGCGAAGGAACGCCGAACUCUGUAAACGGUAGCGGGCGUCGGGUCGACCCGCCGAUUGUGUUCGUUGAAGAAAACGAACCGAAAGAAUGGGUGGCCCAGGUGGAGCCGGGUGUUUUAAUCACUUUUGUUUCGCUGCCACGCGGAGGGAAUGAUCUUAAGCGGAUACGCUUCAGUCGAGAUAUGUAUAACAAAUGGCAAGCUCAAAGAUGGUGGGCGGAGAAUUAUGAUAGGGUCAUGGAGCUCUACAAUGUCCAGAGGUUGAGUCGUCAGGCCUUUCCGCUUCCAACACCCCCGAGAUCUGAAGAUGAGAGCUCAAAGAUGGAGUGUGUUGAAGGCAGUCCUGUAACACCGCCACUUUCCAAAGAACGGUUACCUCGUAAUUUGUAUAGACCAACAGGGAUGGGAAAAGGAUACUCAUCAUCGGAUUCACUUGAUCAUCAUCCAAUGCAAUCUCGACACUACUCUGAUUCCACCGGUCUCACCUCCACCCCGAAACUGUCCAGCAUUAGUGGGGCCAAGACAGAAACAUCAUCAAUGGAUGCUUCUAUUAGAAGUAGCUCAUCAAGGGAUGCAGACCGGUCAGGAGAACUGUCAAUCAGCAAUGCGAGUGAUAUGGAAACCGAAUGGGUUGAACAGGAUGAACCGGGAGUUUACAUAACUAUCAGAGCCUUGCCAGGUGGCAAAAGGGAGCUCAGAAGAGUUAGAUUCAGCCGGGAGAAAUUUGGGGAGAUGCACGCCAGAGUUUGGUGGGAAGAGAAUCGAGCAAGAAUACACGAACAAUACUUGUAACUAAGCUGAAACAAGAAUGGCUCGGGCGGUACUGUCUACUAUGGGGGUGUGUUUUAUUCUUCUCUAUCUCUUUCAUCAAUUUUCUCUUCAAUGUCCAUACUAGUAGAAUCCCUUCUAUAGAGAAUCUAAAAUAUGGGUGCUGCUGGCACCUCUGGUUUUUUGUGGGACCCUUUGCAUCGUACGAUCGAUCAAUUCCGAUCAGUCAAAGCUAAUGAAGUUACUCAACCUGCUAAAAUGCAUGAGCACAAAAUCUUGGGAGAUUGGGAAUCAUGUACUUGAUUAAUCUUUAUUCUAAUAGUUUCUUUUAUUAUCUUUUUCUUGCAAUGGUAGAUAAAGAGCAAGACUUGUGUAAUUUUGAGUUUAAUUGGUGGGCAAUGAAAGAAUGUGUUUUUUUUU
Messenger RNA from Mercurialis annua (annual mercury), 2002 nucleotides. Its product is annotated as protein Brevis radix-like 4. NCBI's taxonomy places the organism in Eukaryota, Viridiplantae, Streptophyta, Magnoliopsida, Malpighiales, Euphorbiaceae. Bases 467 to 1606 code for a protein of 379 amino acids. The transcript is spliced from 6 exons. The record is from RefSeq and is a predicted model, not a curated record.